Messenger RNA from Cuscuta campestris, 1044 nucleotides. The record is from the annotation of a GenBank genome assembly. NCBI's taxonomy places the organism in Eukaryota, Viridiplantae, Streptophyta, Magnoliopsida, Solanales, Convolvulaceae.
AGCGGAGAUUAAUUAGGGUUUGUAUUUGAAUUGGGGAAUUGAUACCCACUUACUCCAUUCCCUUUAAAUUCCCUCCAUCAGCAGUAAGCCUCGGGCAGAUUUGCGCCGCGCUUAAUUCCUUGGUUCUUCAAUUUAUAUUUCAAUCUCUGUCUGAAAAGAAGAGAGGAGAUACAAUGGUGUUCUGGGAAGAAAAAGAAGAAUAUGAUCAUCAUCACCAUCUUCUUCAUGGUUCCAAUCCCCCCAAGAAAAGGUCUUUGCCGGCCAAGAACCGGCCCGGAUGUGACGACAGUAAUAACGGGUUCUUGAGACCCGCCUUUCCUCUCCAUCAGCCGCGGCAAACGAUGACUCGCUUCGACUGGCUUUUGCUCGCUGCUGAAACUGCCCAGCAAGAACUCGAGAAUGAGAAGAAGAGGAAGAGAGAGGCUUCUUCUGCAAUUCAUCCGCGUCCAUUGAACAAAGUCAACACCAACAAGAGGAGGAAGAUGACUAAUAACAGUGCUUCUUGUUCGGCGGCGGUGGUCGAGCUGCCCCCAGAGUUCAAGCACAAAGUGACGAAGAUGGGAGGGAAGGCGGAGGAGGCGGUUCUCGUCAUCCAAAAGAAGCUCUUCCAGACUGAUACCGAGCCAAACAACAACAGAUUCUCCAUCCCAGCAAAUCAGGUGGCCAACGACUUCUUGACACCUCAAGAGAAGCACACUCUCCACUCUGGAACAAAGAUUUAUGGUGUUCCGUUGAUCGAACCUGACGGCACCUCUGUCUGCCUUCUCAACAUGUCGAAGUGGGAUAUGUCCGCCAACCACAUCUACAAUUUGAUCAAAAAUUGGAACUUAGUCCGGGAGAGGAAUCGAUUGGUCACAGGCGACCUCGUCCAGCUUUGGGCCUUUAGGGCUCAAUCCUCCCAAGAGCUCUGCCUUGCCAUGGUUCAUCUUCCAACUCAAUCACUGAUUUGAUGAUUGGAGUCAGUCAAUGUUUAGGAAUUUUGUAGAUUCCAGUAAUUCCACUACUACUGAAAGCUAGCUAGCAGUAUAAAUUGAGUUCGAGUAG